CUCUUUUUCUCUUCAUUGUUGUAAUAUGUCGUUUCCGCUCCCUCUCAGAGGUCAAUUGAGACCCUACACGUGUAGAUCGUGUCUUAUCCGCCUGUCUAAGGGCUCAGGUCGCUCCUUCUCAUCCAACAAACUCCCGCGUAGGCACAUCACGCCAGACACGCCGGCACGAACCCGUUUCGCGCCGUCGCCAACAGGAUACCUCCACCUCGGCUCCCUCCGCACUGCUCUCUUCAACUACCUCCUUGCAAAACACACCGGCGGCCAAUUCUUGCUCCGAAUCGAAGACACCGACCAGAAGCGUACUGUACCCGAUGCUGAAGAGCGGCUGCUCAGAGACCUACGAUGGGCCGGUUUGCAAUGGGAUGAAGGGCCCGAAGUCGGGGGUCCUUACGGCCCGUACAAGCAAUCUGAAAGAAGCCAGUUAUACAAAGAUCACGCGCAGAAGCUACUCGAUUUAGGCCACGGCUACCGCUGUUUCUGCACGCCAGAGCGCCUUCAUCAGCUCGCCGAGUCACGACAUGCCUUGGGACUCGCCACUGACUACGACCGCGCCUGUGCCGGUAUCUCGCGAGAAGAGUCUGAUGGCCGUGCUAGCCGCGGCGAGAAGCACGUUGUCCGGCUCCGCGUACCAGACGAAUACUUGGAAUACGACGACCUCGUCUAUGGUACCUUCAAACCGCUCAAACAAGGCCCCCGCGCCGACCAAGCCUUCGAAGAUCCCAUCCUCUUGAAAUCCGACGGUUUGCCAACCUACCAUCUCGCCAACGUCGUCGACGACCACCACAUGCAUAUCACCCACGUCAUCCGGGGCUCGGAAUGGAUGCCGUCGACGCCGAAGCACAUCGCCAUGUAUGCAGCAUUUGGGUGGGAGCCGCCGGCAUUCGCGCACGUGGGGUUGCUUGUCGAUGAGCAGGGAAAUAAACUCAGCAAGCGGAAUUUCGACACCGACAUCUCUGCCUUCAAGGAAAUGGAGAUUUUCCCAGAAGCCCUGACAAACUUCGCCGCGCUGCUUGGUUGGAGCCACAAAGCACACAGCGAUGUCAUGGACUUGCAAAAUCUCGUCGAAACAUUUAUGCUCAAGUUCACCAAGGGGAACACCACCGUCACGUUCGGUAAACUGUAUUUCCUACAGCGCAAACACGCUGCCCUCCGCGCUGAGGCCGCUGGCUCGGGCCUUGAGGAAAUGGUCCAGGCUACUGUUCGCCUACUCCAAGCUCUGAAUUCCCCGUACCAAGAAUGGGAGCCUCUCCUCGCUAAGAGGAAGAUAGGGGUGGAAGACUACAUCCGCCAAAUCAUCCAAUCCGACGCCUCCAACUAUACUAACGCCAACGAAUUCCUACGCCGCAAUGCCUUCAUGUUCAAACCCCUCCGCAACCCAUCUUCUUUCACCGAGAGAGAGGGAAUUCCUUCGGAAUCAAAGCGUCUAUCAGAAAUACCCGAACCAGAUUGGAAUAAGAAAGCGAUUAAGGAGAAAGUAUGGCAGAUUAUUGAGGCUGGAGAUGAUAGCAGAAACCAACCGAAACAGGUGUUUUAUUAUUUGAGGACGGCGUUGACGGGCACGGAGGAGGGGAUGCGGAUCUAUGAUGUUAUGGUGAUUUUAGGGAGGAGGGAGUGUUUGAGGAGGCUAGGUGCUGAAGUAGGGGGGGAGCGUAGGUAGGGAGGGGAGGAUUGGAGUGUUGGGUGGUGUGGUUGCAGGAUAAGUGUAUGGAGAAAGGGACAGGGACUUUUUUUAGAGGAGUUGUAGGAAUAUUGUUACAUGCCAGAUGCGGAAUCGUGAUGUAGCGAGAACU
Molecule: messenger RNA, 1790 nt
Organism: Lindgomyces ingoldianus
Lineage: Eukaryota; Fungi; Ascomycota; Dothideomycetes; Pleosporales; Lindgomycetaceae
Product: glutamyl-tRNA synthetase
Exons: 1
Coding region: 26-1657 (543 amino acids)
Biological process (GO): glutamyl-tRNA aminoacylation
Molecular function (GO): tRNA binding; ATP binding; zinc ion binding
Source: RefSeq, a predicted model, not a curated record